Messenger RNA from Lineus longissimus, 1308 nucleotides. Its product is annotated as universal stress protein in QAH/OAS sulfhydrylase 3'region-like. The record is from RefSeq and is a predicted model, not a curated record. NCBI's taxonomy places the organism in Eukaryota, Metazoa, Nemertea, Pilidiophora, Heteronemertea, Lineidae. The coding region runs from base 143 to 655 and encodes 170 amino acids. The transcript is spliced from 6 exons.
CUAUUCCCAUUCUGGUCUAUCUAGAGAUAGGAGAUCGACACACUUGUACACUUUUCACGAUUUGGACAUCCAUUUUUCCUACUCCUGAAAAAGAACCUCGUGCUUUGUUUAUUGGAAGUUAUUAGUGCAAUCAGGAAACAAGAUGGCCGAAGAAUCGUCCAGAUGUGUAAUGAUUGCUAUCGAUGGCAGUGAGCAUGGGCAGAGAGCUUUUGACUUUUAUUUGGAUAAUCUGCACCAACCAGGGGACACUGUCUUUCUUACCCACGUGGCAAGGGAACUUGACUUGCCUACAGUUUCUCUAAGUAACCCUAUGUCCCUCCCACAUGAUCAAUGGAAAACUGCGGCGGUCAAGAGGAACACUGAGAUCAAUAAGCUGGAGGCGGACUAUACAGCACAGCUGCUGGGUAGACAUGUGAAACACCGAACUGUAGUGCAUUACGAAAAAAAACCGGGGGAAGCUAUAUGUAGAACAGCCAUGGAUGAGAAUGCCGCGAUGAUUGUCAUGGGCACACGAGGCAUGGGGACCAUUAGACGAACCAUUCUAGGAAGCGUCAGUGAUUACGUCGUCCACCACGCCACCUGCCCCGUCAUCAUCUGCCCCCCGGUCAACAAGAGGAAAGAGAGCAGGGCCAAGAGCAUGACCGAGGGCCAAUAGAAUUUUUUAGAAUAGAAUUUAUUGCUCGACAAAAUAAUACAUUACGUAGAGCACAGGAAUUAUACUGUAUAAAUUACAAAUGUACAUAAGAUGAAUUUUUGAAAGGACGGCUCUUAGCAAAGCUAACAGUAUAUAAACAUAGUAAGGACAACAAAAUAUCACAAAUUUACAUACAAUAUUCAGAGCAGUUGGAGUGAUUUUGACCAACAUUUUUCAAUUUAAUAGGAGUCGUUGAGUACGAGAUUACCCAGUAGGUGGUGAUUGACGGUUCAUACGUCACGCCUGAUUUUUGCCUCCGUCACGGCCGAUAUUUUGGCCUCUUUUUUUUCUUGGAUUUAAACCCUUCCUUAAUGAGUUCUAGUCAUGGAAUUUCCAAUAAAUGAAUACAUGAUAAGUAAACUAUAACUCCAGCUAAAGUUGGGCUAUUCCACUUUAAAUGCAAUUCUAGAAUUCGCGAAUCGCGAAAUGAUACUCGAAAAAUUGGGCAAUUAACCUCGUAAGCCUUUUGUAUUGGUAAUGUUGCGGUUUGUCAAAUAGUGAUAAAGCCUGCUUUUCUUGACCAGAAAAAGCGCCACCCGAUGGUUUAAUUUUAUUUCCACUAUAAUAUCAAAGUACAUGUAGUCCUUUAUAUAAUAAAUUGUUUGCUAUACUUA